GGCUCCUCACUGACCAAUGAGGAUUGCCAGAGAGCAGGGCAGCUCACCUGACCGUGGAUAUAAACCAAGAAUCUUGGUGAAGUCCUGUCAUCUACAAGAUCACACAGCAACCAUGAGGUCUCUUGUCUUCGUUCUGCUCAUCGGAGCUGCUUUUGCCACGGAGGACGACAAGAUCGUCGGAGGGUAUGAGUGCGAGCCCUACUCCCAGGCCCAUCAGGUGUCUCUGAACUCUGGCUACCACUUCUGUGGAGGCUCCCUGGUCAACGAGAACUGGGUUGUGUCUGCUGCUCACUGCUACAAGUCCCGUGUGGAGGUGCGUAUGGGCGAGCACAACAUCAAGGUCACUGAGGGAAGCGAGCAGUUCAUCAGCUCCUCCCGUGUCAUCCGUCACCCCAACUACAGCUCCUACAACAUCAACAACGACAUCAUGCUGAUCAAGCUGAGCAAGCCCGCCACCCUCAACCAGUAUGUGCAGCCUGUGGCUCUGCCCAGCGCCUGUGCCCCCGCUGGCACCAUGUGCAAAGUCUCUGGCUGGGGCAACACCAUGAGCUCCACUGCUGACAAGAACAAGCUGCAGUGCCUGGAUCUCCCCAUCCUGUCUGAGCGUGACUGUGAGAACUCCUACCCUGGCAUGAUCACUCCAGCCAUGUUCUGCGCUGGUUACCUUGAGGGAGGCAAGGACUCUUGCCAGGGUGACUCCGGUGGCCCCGUCGUGUGCAACGGUGAGCUGCAGGGUGUUGUGUCCUGGGGCUAUGGAUGUGCUGAGAGGGAUCACCCUGGUGUCUACGCCAAGGUCUGCCUCUUCAACGAUUGGCUGGAGACGACCAUGGCCAACUAUUGUGAAGACUCUCAUCGACAGGAUCACACAGCAACCAUGAGGUCUCUGGUCUUCGUUCUGCUCAUCGGAGCUGCUUUUGCCACGGAGGACGACAAGAUCGUCGGAGGGUAUGAGUGCGAGCCCUACUCCCAGCCCCAUCAGGUGUCUCUGAACUCUGGCUACCACUUCUGUGGAGGCUCCCUGGUCAACGAGAACUGGGUUGUGUCUGCUGCUCACUGCUACAAGUCCCGUGUGGAGGUGCGUAUGGGCGAGCACAACAUCAAGGUCACUGAGGGAAGCGAGCAGUUCAUCAGCUCCUCCCGUGUCAUCCGUCACCCCAACUACAGCUCCUACAACAUCAACAACGACAUCAUGCUGAUCAAGCUGAGCAAGCCCGCCACCCUCAACCAGUAUGUGCAGCCUGUGGCUCUGCCCAGCGCCUGUGCCCCCGCUGGCACCAUGUGCAAAGUCUCUGGCUGGGGCAACACCAUGAGCUCCACUGCUGACAAGAACAAGCUGCAGUGCCUGGAUCUCCCCAUCCUGUCUGAGCGUGACUGUGAGAACUCCUACCCUGGCAUGAUCACUCCAGCCAUGUUCUGCGCUGGUUACCUUGAGGGAGGCAAGGACUCUUGCCAGGGUGACUCCGGUGGCCCCGUCGUGUGCAACGGUGAGCUGCAGGGUGUUGUGUCCUGGGGCUAUGGAUGUGCUGAGAGGGAUCACCCUGGUGUCUACGCCAAGGUCUGCCUCUUCAACGAUUGGCUGGAGACGACCAUGGCCAACUAUUAAGUCUGAUCCUACGAUCAACAUUUUACUCUACUGCCUUUCUUCCAUCAUUCUAACUCCAAUGCUGUUGUGGAGCUUUGAACAAUGUAUAGUCAUUUAACAUCUGAAACAAUAAAGUCUUACACCUUGACUUUAAAAUUA
Molecule: messenger RNA, 1741 nt
Organism: Scophthalmus maximus (turbot)
Lineage: Eukaryota; Metazoa; Chordata; Actinopteri; Pleuronectiformes; Scophthalmidae
Product: polyserase-2
Exons: 12
Coding region: 17-1603 (528 amino acids)
Biological process (GO): proteolysis
Molecular function (GO): serine-type endopeptidase activity
Source: RefSeq, a predicted model, not a curated record